Molecule: messenger RNA, 2204 nt
Organism: Mercurialis annua (annual mercury)
Lineage: Eukaryota; Viridiplantae; Streptophyta; Magnoliopsida; Malpighiales; Euphorbiaceae
Product: F-box/LRR-repeat protein 10
Exons: 4
Coding region: 70-2007 (645 amino acids)
Biological process (GO): SCF-dependent proteasomal ubiquitin-dependent protein catabolic process
Cellular component (GO): SCF ubiquitin ligase complex
Molecular function (GO): protein binding
Source: RefSeq, a predicted model, not a curated record
CAGUUGCUUUCAUCUGAUCUCAUCAUCUUCUAUCUCCAGAACUGAACCAACCCUUUGACCCAAAAAUAAAUGGCGAACAGCCAAAAAACCAAAGAUGAAGAAGGGUUAGAUCAGUUACCGGCGGCUUUAAUAGCCACCGUCAUGACAAAGCUAGACAUGGCGUCGAUCUGCUCCGUCGCCUGCACAUGCAAAACCUUCAGUCUCUGUGCUUCUCACAUUCUCACUUUCAUCCCCAACUUCCACCUCUCCGAUAUUGCCUUAUCAAUUGAAUUGUUGAGACCCUUACUGCCACCUAAUCCUUACCUCACCAGUUUAAAGAUUGACUGUUCUCGUCUUGAAGAUUCUGCGAUCGAUCUCUUGAUUCGGCCGUCGUUGCGUGAGCUUUCGUUGCAUAAUUGUGCGGAUUUUGGUGGCAAAUUGCUGUCUGAGAUUGGAGGGAAAUGUGUGGAACUUAGGCAUUUGUAUUUGGGAUCGGUGGCGGAAAAGAGAGGACAACCUAUUCAUAUAUCUGAUUUGGAGGAGUUACUCACUGGCUGCACACAAUUAGAAGCAUUGACGUUGAUGUUAGAUGUUUCGUUAUUUCUGCGACAUAAUUUUGCUCGAGUCUGGGCAUUGGCCUCAGCAAAACUCACUUCUCUUGAGAUCGGCUAUAUUUCUUCAGUAAUGGUUACCGAACUUCUCAGUCCAAGUGUGGGACCCUAUCAACCACAAAACCAUGUUCGACCAUCUAUCUUGCCCGGCAUUCAGAAGUUAACCCUCUCUGUAGACUAUAUUACUGACACUAUGGUUGGCACAAUAUCAAAAGGUCUCAUGUCUUUAACCCAUUUGGAUCUUCGAGAUACCCCUUUCAUCGAACCAAUAAUUACAUUUGAUCUUACCAACUCUGGGCUUCAGCAGAUUAAUCAGUAUGGAAAACUGAAACACCUCUCAUUAGUUCGGAGCCAGGAGUUCAUCAUUACAUAUUUCAGACGAGUUAAUGAUCUCGGAGUCCUUUUAAUGGCUGACAAGUGUGCAAACAUGGAAAGCAUAUGUCUGGGUGGCUUUUGUCAAGUUACUGAUACUGGAUUUAAAACAAUCUUGCAUUCAUGCUCUAGCUUAUACAGGCUUAGGGUGUCUCGUGGAAUCCAUUUAACCGAUUUGGUAUUUCAUGAUAUGUCUGCAACAUCACUUUGCUUAAGUCAUGUUUGCUUGAGAUGGUGUAAUCUCUUAACUAACCAUGCAAUUAAAAACUUGGUAGAAAACACGCGACUUAAAGUUCUUGAUUUGAGAGAUUGCAAGAACCUUGGGGAUGAAGCCCUCAGAGCUAUUAGUGUUCUUGAUGAACUAAAGAUUUUACUACUAGAUGGAUCUGGUAUAACAGAUUCGGGAUUAUCUUGCUUAAGAGGGUCAGUCAUAAGUUCAUUAGUUUCGUUAUCUGUGAGAGGAUGCAAAAGGCUUACAGAUAAAUGCAUCUCUGCUCUGUUCGACAGCUCUUCUAACUUAGAAUUGCAGGAACUGGAUGUAUCAAAUCUUCCUAACCUCUCUGACAAUGGAGUUCUCUCCCUUGUUAAAAGCCGAGUGCCCAUUUCAGCGCUUCGAAUGAGGCAGUGUCCACUUAUAGGUGAUACUUCAAUCAUGGCAUUAGCGUCGAUGCAGGUCGAUGAAGACAGAGGUCAUGGGAGUAGCUUGCGCUUGUUGGACAUAUACAACUGCGGUGGAAUUACUCAACUUGCAUUUCGUUGGUUGAAGAAACCCUACUUUCCAAAGCUGAGAUUGCUAGGAGUGACAGGGAGCGUAAAUAGGGAUAUAGUAGAUGCUUUGGCUAGAAACAGACCAUUCUUGCACGUCGCCUGCCGUGGUGAAGAGCUGGGAAUUGACCAGUGGGAUAACUCUGACAGUUUGUAUGUACAUAUGCAUGACUAUGACGAAGUAGAUGAACUCGAACAAUGGCUUUUGGAGGGAGAGUUCGAGAACGAUGACAACAAUGAUGAAGAGAUGGUGGAUGCUGAAAUCUAUCCAGUAUUCUAGCUCCAAAUAUAAGGUGUUCUUGUUGUAUGUGUUUGUAUAGUUUGUAGUAUUUGUGAAAUUUGUAAUUUCUUGUAAUCCUUGUAACUUAUAUACGUCUUGCCAGGUUUGAACACUAUCUAAUAGCUGUCGAAUUCAUAUUCAUGUACAAAUUAUUAUGUAUACUAUCAUUAAGAUUUAAAGGAUCUUUUCUUGUAUUA